CUUGCCCUUGCCCAAGCUUCUGAUCCUCACCUCACCUCACCUCACCUCUUCACCAUCACCUUCGCCAUGUCCGCCUUCAAGUCAUCCGUAGCGCGCAGCAUCGCACCUGCCCUCCGUUCCACCGCCUCGCCCUCGGCCGCCGCCCGCAAGGUCCUCACACCCGCUGCAUCCCAGAUCCUCUCUCCCCGAAAUGCCACCACCCUCGCACAUUACGGUCCCAAGGUGCCAGGCAGGACACCGACCAAGUACGGAGGUGUCUACACUGUCACCCUGAUUCCAGGAGAUGGAAUUGGAAAGGAGAUUACUGGAUCCGUCAAGGAGGUCUUUGCCGCCAUGAAUGUGCCCGUCGAGUGGGAGGAGUACGAUGUCAGCGGAGAGACCCACGGCUCUGAGCGCCUCUUCAACGAGGCCAUGGAGAGUCUGAGGAGGAACAAGGUCGGACUCAAGGGUAUCCUCUACACCCCCAUCGACGCCUCUGCUCACAACUCAUGGAACGUAGCCAUGAGGCAGCGACUGGACAUCUACGCCUCUCUCACCCUGUGCAAGACCCUCCCCGGCUACCCCACACGUCACAAGAACGUCGACAUUGUCAUCGUGCGAGAGAACACCGAGGGAGAGUACUCUGGUCUGGAGCACUCGUCCUACCCUGGCGUCGUCGAGUCGCUCAAGGUCUCCACUCGGGCUGCUGCCGAGCGGAUCUCGCGCUUUGCCUUUGACUUUGCCUUGAAGAACGGCCGAAAGAGGGUCGUGUGUGUGCACAAGGCUAACAUCAUGAAGCUGGGAGACGGUCUCUUCCUGAACACUUUCCGCGAGGUAGCCAAGCAGUACGAGUCAUCGGGCAUUACCACUGGCGACAUGAUCGUCGACAACACUUCUAUGCAGCUGGUCGGCAAGCCCGGCCAGUUCGAUGUGAUGGUCAUGCCCAACCUGUACGGCAACAUUGUCACCAACAUCGGUGCUGCCCUCGUCGGUGGACCCGGUGUCGUGCCAGGAGCCAACAUCGGCCGUGACUACGCACUGUACGAGCCCGGUUGCAGGCACGUAGCCAAGGACAUUGCUGAGCAGAACAAGGCCAACCCCACCGCCAUGCUCCUCUCGGCGACGAUGAUGCUGCGACACCUCGGACUGGACCCCCAGGCCGAUGCCAUUGCCGCCAGUGUGUACAAGGUCAUUGAGCAGGGCAAGGUGCGCACGGCUGACGUUGGUGGCCACUCCACCACUAGCGACUUCACAAAGGCUGUGCUGGACCAAUUGUAAAGAGAUGGUCGUAGGGAGGGCAGAAGGUAGCCAUGUCAGAGAGAAGAUUUGGUGAUAUUUUCUCUGUAGCGGUGCGGUGCCCGUCGAGGCAUUGUUCUCGACCGUCGUGAAUGCCAGAUGCAAUUACAGGAAUUUAGUCAUACUGUGCCGCUAAACUAAUUUCAUUGAGAAGGAUAGUCACUG
This is a messenger RNA of Microstroma glucosiphilum, 1440 nucleotides long. RefSeq lists its product as hypothetical. The coding region runs from base 67 to 1257 and encodes 396 amino acids. Gene Ontology annotation, molecular function: NAD binding; isocitrate dehydrogenase (NAD+) activity; magnesium ion binding. The transcript is spliced from 5 exons. The record is from RefSeq and is a predicted model, not a curated record. NCBI's taxonomy places the organism in Eukaryota, Fungi, Basidiomycota, Exobasidiomycetes, Microstromatales, Microstromataceae. Gene Ontology annotation, biological process: tricarboxylic acid cycle; isocitrate metabolic process. Gene Ontology annotation, cellular component: mitochondrion.